AAUGUCCAUGUGUACGUACGUGUGCGGUGUGUCUGCGGUUUCUUUACAUUUGAGUGGUUUUCAAUGCACAUUUUUUUCGUGAUGAAUAGAAAGUCGAUAUGCCCGAAGGACGGCUAUGGAUAACUGCAAACGUGUCACAAUUUCGGACGAGCGUGUGGUGACUGUAGUGUUUCAUGGUGGAUUUUCCCGGUGAGAAUUAUUAAACAUCCUUGAGCGAUAUCUCGUCAAGUUAAGUCCGUCACAUCACUAACUGACUGUGUCACUAGACAAGCGAUUGUCAACAUGCGUAGCCGACAGUGCAACAAGUUGGCGUCCGUUUGUUUAGUUCUGGUUGUUUUUGCCACGGGAAUGUUGUGCGGAAUUUACUACGAAUCGGUAUCCGCUAACACGCACGCUGGGGUCCGUGCUGCCGAAACGAGGAAUGUAAACGGAGCUGCACCUGACGGCCAAGUGGACUCGAAUCAACAGAUCAAAACACAACCAGGAAAGGACAACAUCAACGCCAACAGACAUGUGGACGACGCAAACACCAAGCUGAAGUUGAAUAAACCAAUUAGAACUGAGAACCAAAAUAUCCAUGGAAAGACAGGGGAGGAAAACAUACUGAGACGGGGUGAUGUUGUGCAGCAUGAUGCAGGCAACGUGAAUGGAGGAAGACGUGUCGAUGAUGUUGAUAAACACCAUGCAUUUAUCAACAGGAAAGAGUUUGGGCAUCCCAUACGUCUUAUGCCGAAUGCACCAGUGCCUCCACAAGCCAAUAAGCAGGCUGGCCAAGCCAGUAUGGACUUGCGGCAACAGCAACAACUAAACCAGCCACAGCUGCAGCAACCACAACAGCAGCAGCAAUUAAACCAGUUAAACCAACAGGCACAGCAGCAACAACACCAGCAGCAACAGUUUGCACAGCAAGGACGUGUACCACAGCAGCAACAGCAAUCAUUUCAGCAGCAGCAACAAAAUGCACAACAGCAGCAAGUGCCACACCAGCAACCGCAGCAUUGGCAACAACAACAGCAGCAGCCAAAUAUCCAAGCAGCCAAUCAGAAGCCACAACCCAACAUCCCAGCGGCCAAUCAGCACGUAGCCCAACCAGCGCCCAUGCCUGCAGCAGCCAUGCCCGGUGUCAAGCCUGCAGUUGCUGUUCAAGAUUCAAGUGAACCAUUACCGAAAGUCGACGGCAAAAUUGUGAUAUCUGUUGUGGUAUGCGGAGACCGAACUGACGAAGCAUUAAUGAUGGUGAAAUCUGCAGCCAUACUUACUCCAUCGCCAGUACACUUUCACAUAUUUGCUGAGGAGGAUUUACAGGCUAACAUCAGUGCAAAACUGAAAUCAUGGCCCCAGCCUUACAGUACCAAAAUAACCUUUGACCUCCACAACAUCGCUUUCCCGCCUGGUGAAAAUGCCGCAGAAUGGAAGAAAAUGUUUAAGAAGUGUGCAACCCAGCGACUCUUUUUGCCUGACCUGCUGCUGGAUACAGACGCACUGUUAUACGUAGACACGGACAUUUUGUUCACCAAGCCACUGGAAUACAUCUGGAGUUUCUUCAAAAAGUUCAACAGUACCCAACUAGCAGCCCUGACCCCUGAACACGAAGUCACCAACAUUGGAUGGUACAAUCGAUUCGCUAGACACCCGUUUUACGGUCCGACCGGGCUAAACUCGGGCGUCAUGCUUAUGAAUUUAACCAGGAUGAGAAAGUUUGGGUGGUCGGCCAAGAUACUCCCGAUCUUCCGAGAGUACAAGUUGAAAACGACGUGGGGGGACCAGGAUUUGCUGAAUAUUUUAUUUCAUUUUCAUCCCGAGUUAGUUUACGUUUACCAGUGCGAGUGGAACAUUCGACCCGAUCAUUGCAUGUAUUCACUGAAUUGCCAUCGCAUUGAGAAAGAAGGAAUAGCCGUGAUACACGGAAACAGAGGUGUUUAUCAUAACGAGAAACAACUCCCUUUCCGCGUCAUCUAUGAGGCUUUCCAAAAUUACCAAUUUGGGACGGAUUUAUAUUCUGGACUUGUGCAACCGUUAAAACAACGUUUCACCCAACCCGAUGUGGCCAGUAUGUAUUGCACUAAAGGCUUGCAACAUCCACUGAUUGCAACGCUGCAGAAAUAUUGCAGACAUUAACAGUAAAUAUAUCUCUGAAGUUAAAAAAAAAAAGUACUUAAAACUUCACUUUUGGACAUUUUGUGUACAAAUUUGUUUUUUUGUUAACUCCAAUUUGUGGAAGUAUAUUUGAUCAUAUUUAUGCCUUAGAUCAGGCAAAGAUGGUUGUGAUAAUUUUGCUUUUUAAUGUUUAUUUUAUGAUCUUGUAAUCAAAACGUCCAUUGUAACCUAAAAUGCUGUUACCAAUUUAAAUGUGAAAAACUGGAAUGGUUACAUUUUAUUUGAGAAAAAAAAAUAUUUUUUUAAAUGUUAGUAGCUGCAAGUAAAUUGUGAAUUAGCCAUCAAAGUGAAAAACAUCUUGUUACAAAGAAAAAGCAGUUUUAGUAACCGGGAAAAAUAUGAAGUGCCGUUUUUUCCUAAUUAUUUCCGAAUCAAAGUCUGUGACCUUCUUCAGUACAUAAAUACUUGUUAUAUAGGCCUACUCAGUUUGUGCAUAAUGUGGAAGGUUGUAAAAAUUUAUCAUCCCACUUUUUGGAAAUUAUAUCGGAGGAAAAAAAAUAGAAUAUACUUGUAAUUGUAGAUUAUACACAUUGCCAAGUUGACAGAGCUGUAGUGACUGUAGUUUGUAUUUUGUAUUUUUCAAUUUUAAAAACUGAUAUUAAAAGAAGUAUCAAAAGUGUGAUCCACACAUGUCCAAGCAAAAAUGACAUGUAGAGAGGGGCAAUAAUUUCCUUGUUUAAAAAAAGUAGAUAAGUGAAUUAAGUGACGUGUACCUUACUUUCUUUUAGUUCUUGGUAUUUAAAAGGAAAAAUUGACAGUAAUUACGAUUGUCUAAGCGCAACAUUUCAGUAUACCUGUACUGUAACAUAAUACAUUUGUAUUUAUCACAUAAGACUUGUAAACAGAUAACGAGAGAUUUGUCUUUCAAAAAAAAAUAUUCGUAAGAAAUGUGAUUUGAAUUAAGAGAAACAAUUGAGCUCACUGAUUUCAUAGAAUUAAUUUGCUUUUAUUAGUCAUUUUAGAGCAGGCCUUAGUGUAGAAGUCAUUAGACUCACUUAAAAACACCUUGCAAACAGCUUUUAAUUUAAAUGUUAUUGUUUACGCAGUGGAAUAUAUUCUACAUGUAUCUAUAAAACAGUCUGAGUUUUUUAUUCACUGAAAAAGAAAGUAUUUUUUUAUGUUAAAAAUUACAAAAAAAGUAAAGGUUUUUGUGCAUUUCUAUUCAUUGAAUCAUUUUUGUCUUUCUGGACUGUGUGAUCAGAAUGAACCCAGCAUCAUGCCUGGAUUAUUAUUUGGGAGGAUUUUGUAGGACUGAGGAAGGCAUAGCAAAACCACUAUUUCUUUGAAUGGUGCCUGAUUCCCUUUAAAGCUGAAGGGUUCACUAAGUUUCCUAGUACAAAAUUCCAAAGGAGUUAGGAUUAAUGUUAAUUGCUUGUGUGUGCAUGCAGCAUUCAAGCAUAACAUGUAUGUUUUGAACACAUGUGAAAAAGAUGAUUGAUCAUGUGUAUGCAUAUGCCUAGUUGGUUUGUUUAAGCAAUGCCAUUCCCAAAUGACAUAAAUACUAAUUUCUAUAUUUUAUAGCAAAUAAUGCAAACAUUGUAUAACUGUUGUCUUUCACAUAUAUCUUUAUUUGAUAUGCUUUAACUUAGAGACACACACGUGUUGUUUAUAUUUUCUGUGCAUGUAUGUUACACUAAAAACAAUUGUUACUUUUUUCAGAAGUGACCUUAGAGAAAUAUAUGCUAUAGACUAAGGAAGGCAGAAAAAUAUAGGGGGGGGGGAAUUAAAAAUGUCCAGAAUUUGAUUUUUAGCUGAUUUCAAGAGAAAUUCAAUCAAGUUCCAUCCUUUUUUAGAGGAUGUCUUUCAAUACUAUGUAAAACAUAAUUUCAUAAAACCUUAUGGUAGAUCUGUUUUAAUAAUAUGUUUUGUUCUCUUUGACCAAAUUAAAAAACCAAAAAUUUAUAUCCUAUCUAUGUUUCAAAAUCUGCUUUCAAUAUCAAGUCUUUAAUGUCCAGGAAUUCCAUUCCGAUUCAUUGAAUUUUCUGAGCAGAUGGUUUUUGUUAAAUGACAUUCUCGUGGCUGUUAUGAACACGCCCCCAAAAGAACCAAUUUUAUUUUAUUGAACAUUUGGAGAUUUGCCAACAAAAGCAUUGUUCACGAUUUUAUUUUAAGAUAUCAGAAUAAAGGAGAACCUACAUGUAGCAGUA
Molecule: messenger RNA, 4304 nt
Organism: Patiria miniata (bat star)
Lineage: Eukaryota; Metazoa; Echinodermata; Asteroidea; Valvatida; Asterinidae
Product: glucoside xylosyltransferase 2-like
Exons: 1
Coding region: 283-2118 (611 amino acids)
Biological process (GO): protein O-linked glycosylation via N-acetylgalactosamine
Molecular function (GO): UDP-xylosyltransferase activity
Source: RefSeq, a predicted model, not a curated record